CACAACCCUUGAGAGAGUCAACAACAAUCAGAUCAAACACCAGCAAACCAAAACAAAUGGUUGGCGUUUUCAGGCGCUCACUCUCUUUCCCAAACAAAACCCCGAACCGUCCAUCCAAACCACCAAUCUCUCACCACAUCAGAUCCAUCUCCCUUCCAUGCAGAUCACACCCCUUGAUUUCCCAACUCAAAGAUGAAAUCACUGAGCUCAAAACAUGGUCAUGCAGGCCUGAUAACCGAACCUCUGCUUGGCUUUGUGAUGGCUUGAGCCGGCUAAAGGACGUUCAUGAUGCUCUGCAUGAUAUUCUCCAGCUCCCACAGACUCAUGAAUUGUUAAGCCAAAAGCGUGAAUGGGUUGAGAAGCUUCUCGAAGAUUUCCUACUGUUUGUUGAUGUUUAUGGGAUCUUCCAAACUUCAUCUCUUGCACUUAAAGAAGAACAACUCGCAGCGCGGGUGGCUCUAAGGAGGAAAGACGACUCGAAGAUUGCUAUGUAUCUAAAAGGUCGUAAGAAGAUGGCUAAAGAGAUAGCUAAACUCGUAUCCUCAAUCCGCUGCGUUGGGCGAUACUCAUUUCCUGUAUCAGCUUUCGUGUCUAUUGCAGAUACUGAGCUGGCUGGUGUUAUCAGCGAUGUUAUCGAAGUGACCGUUUCAGUUUCACUGGCUCUUUUCAAUGGGAUUUCAAUCUCAUUUAUUUCAAGAAAACCCUCUUGGAUUGGGUUGAAGUUGUCAAAGAAAGCCAAGAAGGUUAAGAUUGAAGAAAGCAUUAAAGAAUUCCAACAAAUCGGUGAAGCCAACAUGGUGGGUUUGAGAAAGAAGGGAGAUGAGGAAGUGAGGAUGGUUUUGAAGGGAAUGCAAGACUUGGAAAGGUGCAUUGCUGAUGUCGAAAGCAGCAGUGAAAAAGCUUUUAGGAGUUUAAUUAACACCAGGGUCUCACUGCUCAAUACUCUCACCAAGUAGGAAGGGAAAAAGUUGUUGACAUUCGUUUUCUCACAGACAACAUAGAGAUCAUGUAAUUUACCUUUUGGUUUUGUAAACUUUUUUCUUCUGUUUUUCAUCCAUUAAAAAGAAAUGAAACUUGUGAAAAAUUUAGUGCCCAGAAGUGCAUGCACAGUCCUUCAUUUUCUGUAAAUUUUGUCUUCAAAACAGUUGUAUGUU
Theobroma umbraticum is the source of this 1154-nucleotide messenger RNA. RefSeq names its product DUF241 domain protein (DUF241). Lineage: Eukaryota; Viridiplantae; Streptophyta; Magnoliopsida; Malvales; Malvaceae. The record is from RefSeq and is a predicted model, not a curated record. Gene Ontology annotation, biological process: shoot system development; root development.